UUCUUCAGAUUCACACCAAAUGCUCAAUUAUUAAUUGAUAAGACAAAAUAACAUGCACUUUUUCUACAGAAAUUAUUUUUUUAUUUUCUCUCCAUUUUUUUAAACUUUCAAGCUUUCUAUUUCUGAUUUCUCUCACUAUAUUUUUUUUCUAUAAAGUUUUUAUAAUUCUAAAAGGGGACUUCAAUCUUACAUAAUUUCUGAAGUUUUUGAUUCCCUUUUUAAUUUGGUUGUUUGUUUAUUUUUUGUUUGUUUGCAGAAUGGAGAUAAUUUUGGAGGAAAAGGAUGCAGGUGAUUGGAGUUACAGAGGAGAAGGAGCAGUUAAUCUAGUUCUGGCAUACACUGGAUCUUCUCCUACUUUUAGUGGGAAAAUAAUACGGGUACAGAAGGUUGUGAAGAAUGGGUCCAUGGAAGAGACUGAACGCUCGGUUUUGUCCAAGCAUGAAAGCAUCUUAUGGAAAGAUGCAGGAUCUAUUGUUACAUCCCCAAACAAGGAGAUUGCUGAGCAGAUGUAUGUGCAAUCUGUGAUGAUCCCACUGUUAGGAUCAGAGUUUGUUGAUCCUGGGGUGAGGAUACUUGUGUCAAGGGGAUUUCUGGAGUCAGUUGAAAGAGAUUCUCUCUCCAAGCGACCUGGUUCGAGAGUUAAAGCUGCCAAUGUUGAUUGUUGUGCUGAUUCUGUGAUGCUAAUGUCAGAUCAUUCAGUAUUCCCCCAAGGCGCUUCUAAAGGAGCACCAUGCAUAACCGUGGAGAUUAAGCCCAAGUGUGGAUUUCUUCCAUCUUCGAGCUUUAUGGCCGAUGAAAAUGCCAUCAAGAAGAAUGCAACUCGCUUUAAAAUGCACCAAGUCCUCAAAUUGCAACAACUUAAGGUACAACAGUUGAGCAAAUAUGAUCCAUUGGAUUUAUUCUCUGCAUCAAGAGAUCGAAUACAUGAAGCAAUUAAUGCUCUCUUUGCAACUCCGCAAAAUAAUCUGCGGGUUUUUCUAAAUGGUUCUUUAAUUUACGGGGACCUGGGGGGGACGAAGUUUGACGAAAUUGAAGCAUUUGAAGAUCACCUUAAAUCUUUUAUACAUGAAGAAAAUGGUUUGAGGAGCUUUGUGCAUCUUAUAGGAGAGGCAAUUCUUAAACUAGGUGUACUAGACAGGCUACUCGAAAUCCAAAAGCUUGACAAAAUUGACGUGGAAGGGGUAAUUCAUGCUUAUUAUGAUAUUGUUUCCCAGCCUUGCAAAUUAUGUAAAAAAUUCGGUGAAAACCAGCAAUCAGGAAAAUAUAGCUCUCUACAUUCCAUUCCUGUAGAUGAAAGUCUGAAGAUUGUAAGGGACUACUUGAUUGCUGCAACAGCCAAGGACUGUAGUUUAAUGAUUAGCUUUCGUCCAAGGGAAGAUGAUGACCCAGAAUCCCAUUAUAGAACCAUAUGCCUGGGCUCAACAAAGCAAAGGUUCGAUGUCAAGGCAUAUUUUAUCGACCUUGAUAUGAAACCCUUCAAUAAGAUGGAAUUUUACUAUGAGUUGGAUCAGAAGAUAGUCAACUCUUACAAACAGAAGGUCGGAGUAGAACAUGAAGCUGCAAAUAAGGGAACCAUUGAGGGGUAUGAAACUGGAUACUGAGAUUAAAAAUAACUUGUUAAAUCGUUUUGCUUGGUGGAGAUUGUGGAGGAUUGCACAGUUACAUUGAAAUUGAUAUUACCUUGAAAUUGACAUUACCUGACAAAUUGUCCUUAAAGCUGCUGUAACCUUGUUCUAUCUUUAAGUAAAUGUUAAAUCUUAGGCAUGCCCGUACUAUUUGUAAUUUAGACCUUGCAAUUGUUGAUGUUCCAGGCACUUGUGUAAUUUCGUGGUAGAUUAAGGAACUUGUUUAAUAUUGUUGUACAAUAUGUAAUUCAUGAUGUCUCUUCGUGGAAGGUGAACAUUUAGUGUUACCUCAUUUGUGGAUUUGCGCCCUUUCUGAUUAUGGAUUAUAUUGGUUACGAGA
Spinacia oleracea (spinach) is the source of this 1965-nucleotide messenger RNA. Its product is annotated as inositol-pentakisphosphate 2-kinase. The coding region runs from base 258 to 1601 and encodes 447 amino acids. Gene Ontology annotation, cellular component: nucleus. Gene Ontology annotation, molecular function: ATP binding; inositol-1,3,4,5,6-pentakisphosphate 2-kinase activity. Gene Ontology annotation, biological process: inositol phosphate biosynthetic process. NCBI's taxonomy places the organism in Eukaryota, Viridiplantae, Streptophyta, Magnoliopsida, Caryophyllales, Amaranthaceae. The transcript is spliced from 8 exons. The record is from RefSeq and is a predicted model, not a curated record.